Messenger RNA from Zingiber officinale, 471 nucleotides. RefSeq lists its product as uncharacterized. The transcript has a single exon. Lineage: Eukaryota; Viridiplantae; Streptophyta; Magnoliopsida; Zingiberales; Zingiberaceae. Bases 1 to 471 code for a protein of 156 amino acids. The record is from RefSeq and is a predicted model, not a curated record.
AUGGACAGUGGCUGGCGCACCCCGGCAGGGAGCAGGAGGAGGGUCAUGGUGGUUGCCGAUCCGAGCCGCGAGGCCAGCGGCGCACUUGAGUGGGCCCUCUACCACGCCGUGGCGGAGCACGACGAGUUGCUUCUGCUCCACCUUGAGCACCCUGGCGAGAGCACGCCGCCGCGACGGUCCGCAUCGGCACCGUCGACGUUCACAUUGUUCCUCCGGCGGCCUCCCUCUCUCGUGUCAGCCGGUGUGUCUGAGCAUGACUCUGGCGGAGGGGGUACAAAUGCGGGGCCGGUGUUCCUGGAGGCGAUGAGGGCAAAGUGCGAGGCUGCGCAACCGACGGUGAAGGUGCAGAUCGAGAGGGUGGAGAUGGAAGGGAUGGGGAAGGCCACCAAAAUUCUGGAACGCGCCCAGUUGCACUGUGUUGACCUUCUCGUCAUUGGCCAGCGCCGGAGCUCCGUCGGCUUCUUAGGGUAA